CGGAACUCGAACAAUUGACAUGCGAAUUAGCAGCGGCGUAAUGAAAUUGGAGAUGACGCUAACCAGCCUUUUAACCCAUUUCUCCCCCCACCUCGGCCCAGCGACGCUCUGGAUGGCUUUGGCAUUACGGAAUGCGGCUCACUGGCCUGCCUGUCGAGCCCGUGCCGCAAUGGCGCCGCCUGCAUCAAGAUUGAAUCGAACGAGCUGGACGAGAACGGUGACAAGGCUGAGAAAUGGAAAUGCAAAUGCCCCACCGGCUACAUGGGCCCGACCUGUGAGAUAUCCGUGUGCGAGGACAAUCCCUGUCAAUAUGGUGGCACCUGUGUCCAAUUUCCGGGCAGCGGCUACCUCUGCCUCUGUCCGCUGGGCAAGCACGGCCAUUACUGCGAGCACAAUCUCGAGGUGGCACUGCCCUCCUUCUCGGGUAGCGUCAACGGCCUCUCCUCAUUUGUGGCCUACACGGUGCCCGUGCCCCUGGAGUAUUCACUGGAGCUGAGCUUUAAGAUCUUGCCACAGACCAUGUCGCAGAUCUCGCUGCUCGCCUUUCUGGGCCAGUCUGGCUAUCAUGACGAGAAGAGCGAUCAUCUGGCCGUCAGCUUCAUACAGGGCUACAUAAUGCUAACCUGGAAUCUGGGCGCUGGACCGCGACGCAUCUUCACACAGAAGCCCAUCGACUUUCGGCUGGAUGCACCGCGUGUGCCCUACGAGAUCAAAGUGGGUCGCAUCGGACGUCAGGCCUGGCUUUCGGUGGAUGGCAAGUUCAAUAUCACCGGCCGCUCGCCCGGCAGCGUCAGCCGCAUGGACGUCCUGCCCAUACUCUAUCUGGGCGGCCAUGAGAUUGCCAACUUCAAUACGCUGCCACACGAUUUGCCGCUGCACUCGGGCUUCCAGGGCUGCAUCUACGAUGUCCAGCUGAAGGCCGGCCAGGUGACGGUGCCGCUGCAGGAGACACGCGGUGUCCGAGGACGCGGUGUCGGACAAUGCGGCACGCGUGAGUGCCACAGGCACGCCUGCCAGCACGACGGAGCCUGCCUACAACAUGGCGCCACCUUUACUUGCAUCUGCCAGGAGGGAUGGUAUGGACCGCUCUGUGCCCAGGCCACAAAUCCCUGCGACUCGUUCAAUAACAAAUGCUACGAGGAGGCCACUUGUGUGCCGCUGGUGAAUGGCUACGAAUGCGACUGUCCAGUGGGACGCACGGGCAAGAAUUGUGAGGAAGAAAUACGUUCACUUAGCGACGUCUCACUGACCGGUCGCCGUUCGUAUCUGGCCGUGCGUUGGCCCUAUCUCUAUGAUGGCGGGGAUAAGCUGGGCGCCAAGCGCUCCCAAAUGGUCAGCUAUCGCAACUUUACCAAAAAGCUGCUGCCGCCCAAGCCCAUCUCGACGCCCAGCACACACUUUGUGAUGAAGCUGCUCAACGAGGUGGAGAAGCAGCGCAGCUUCUCCCCGGUGCCGCUGAUGGGCUCCAAGACGUUCGAGGAGCACCAUCGUGUGCAGUUCUUUUUCAUCGAAUUCCAAUUACGUCCACUCUCCGAGCGUGGUCUGCUCCUCUACUUUGGCACGCUGAACAACAAUCAGGAUAAGAAGAUUGGAUUCGUUUCGCUGUCGCUGCAAGGUGGCGUGGUCGAAUUCCGCAUUUCGGGACCCAGCAAUCAUGUGACCGUUGUCCGGAGUGUGCGGAUGCUGGCCAUCGGCGAGUGGCACAAGAUCAAAAUGGCCCAGCGCGGUCGCUGGCUAACCUUGUGGGUGGAGGGCAGCGCCUCCUCGGCCCUGGCUCCGUCCGCCGAGGUGCUGGUCGAGCCGGAUGCCCUGCUCUACAUUGGCGGCCUCAAGGAUCUCUCCAAGUUGCCGUACAAUGCCAUCUCCGGCUUUCCCAUACCAUUCCGUGGCUGUGUCCGCGGCCUCGUCGUCAGCGGCACUCGCAUUGUUCUCAACGAAACGAAUAUUGUGGAAUCGCGUAACAUUCGGGACUGCGAUGGCACCGCUUGUGGCGGCGAUUCCUGCGAAUCGGGCGGCCACUGCUGGCUGGACGAGAAGCUGCAGCCGCAUUGCAUCUGUCCGGAUUAUGCCAAGGGCGAUCGUUGUGAAUACUCGGAAACUUGCAAGCUAAUACCCUGUAAAAACAAUGGACGCUGCUUGCGCAGUGGCCGCUGCUCCUGUCCCAAUGGCUGGGGCGGCUUCUACUGCGAGAUUGGUAAGUAGCUAAAUGGGGGGCAACGGGGAAACUGGUGAGUGGCACAUGUCUAAGCCAGGUCAAUGACCUCAGUGGGGCUCUAAUUGAAAGUUUUCGGAUGCGCUGCGCAAAACUCUGGGUUUUUUCUCUUCACUGUUCAUAAUUGCCAACUCGUGUGUCGAGCUGUCAUUUCCUGACUGCAACUGGGAUAGAACAGGUUGGGGGGCCAGGCAAUUCGUCAUCGAAUUAGUCAAGCGCCAGAUGUUUAGUUAGUGCUUAAUGUCCGUAGCAACAA
Messenger RNA from Drosophila arizonae, 2468 nucleotides. RefSeq names its product eyes shut (gene eys). The record is from RefSeq and is a predicted model, not a curated record. NCBI's taxonomy places the organism in Eukaryota, Metazoa, Arthropoda, Insecta, Diptera, Drosophilidae. Gene Ontology annotation, molecular function: calcium ion binding.